UUCGUCAGUCAUACUUUCGGCAAAUAUAAAUGCUCACACUAGCCAAUACAUACCAAGCACAUGCAUGGAGAAAGGUGGCACCUAUUGAAGAGAAACCUGAAACUCCAAUCAGUUUCUGCAACGAACAGGAACUUGAAUUAAGUUGGGUUGCUGCAACAUGACACAUGCUAACAACACUUCUGGUGCUUCACUAUCUGAAACCGAAUAUGAGAUGGUGAAACACAUCAUCGACAUUCCAGACCUUGAGGAGCUAAGGUUGUCGGAGUGCAGCAUCUACAAGGUUCCUUACAAUCUCCGAAAGGUGAACGAGGAAGCCUACACCCCUCAGUGGAUCUCAAUAGGCCCAAUUCACCUCAACAAACAAGAACUCAAGCCAAUGCAAGAGCACAAGAAAAGGUACUUCCACUGCUUCUGGGAGCGUGUCUCAAACGAACAAGCCAUGAAGAGCUUCAAACGCCACCUCGAAAUGAAAGAAGACCAUAUUCGACGAUGCUACGCGGACAAAUUCUCCUAUAUACCGAAGGAGAAGUUCGUGGACAUGAUGUUGUUGGAUGCUGUGUUCAUCAUGGAGCUCUUGCUGAGGAACUGCGAGUGGAAAUCAAACAGUUCCAAGCACGAGCAUGAUUACAAGCAAACCAAAUCGUUUCGAGUGAGACACAGCGAUGAUCUCAUCUUGACACAGUCCUGGCUCAGCAGGAACAUCACUAGGGACAUGAUCCUUAUAGAGAAUCAAAUACCCUUUUCUGUGCUGCAGAAACUCUAUGAUGAUGUUGUCCCUGCUGACAACAAGAAGGAGGAACACUCUGCAGGGUUUGUUGAUCUUGCCAUCGAGUACUUUGCAUUCUAUGACACCCAAAUGUCUUCUUCUGAUGAAACCAAACGUGUUCUUGACAAGAACCGGUCUAGGAAAAACUACUUCAGUGGGGCACUCCUAAGUUCCAAGAAACCUUACAACAAGUCAAAGAGCAAAGAUAGGUAUAGUAAGAGUACAAAACACUUCACCGAUCUGAUAAGGUACUUUUACCUUCCUAGUGAUUGGCUGCGCAGCAGUGGUUGUGCUCUUCAUGUUUUAAGAACCGCAACAAAGUUGCAAGACUCAGGAGUGAGCUUUGAGAAAGAUGUGGAGAGAAGGUUGCUAGACAUAUCCUUUGACAAGAAGCCAAUUCUGAGUUCCUUUCUUUGCUUUGGUUGCUUGCCAUACUUGAACCACUUCAAGGCACGUUUUAGGAUCCCCCAGUUGAAGGUGGACCACACAACCGAAUGUGUGUUCAGGAACCUCAUUGCCUUUGAGCAGUGUCACUAUCCUGAGAAGCCCUACAUUUGCAACUAUGUUUCUCUGAUUGACUCUCUUAUACACACUCAGCUUGAUGUGGAGUUGCUGGUUGAGAAGGAAGUGAUUGUGCAUGAACUUGGGAGUGAUAAGGAAGUGGCGGUUCUCGUUAAUGGACUAAGCAAACACGUUGUGGCAAACACAACGUGUUACUACGAGACUAUAAAUGAACUCAACAAGCACUACCAGAACAUCUGGAACCGCACCAUGGCAGCGUUGUGGUUGGUGUACUUUAGAGACCCUUGGAGAGCAAGUUCCACUUUGGUGGGGAUUGUUGUGCUCAUUUUUGCUGUGUUCCAAUUCAUACGCGCUGCGCGUGCUGUGUUAGGAUAUGAUAAAUCUUAGAUAGAGUUAUUUAGGUUUUGUUUGUGUUAUUAUUGGAAUGUUUAAUUAUGUUUUUCAUAUCUAUAAUACUCUAUUUUUCAAAUUGUUACUUAUUAA
Molecule: messenger RNA, 1771 nt
Organism: Glycine soja
Lineage: Eukaryota; Viridiplantae; Streptophyta; Magnoliopsida; Fabales; Fabaceae
Product: UPF0481 protein At3g47200-like
Exons: 3
Coding region: 158-1675 (505 amino acids)
Source: RefSeq, a predicted model, not a curated record